AUGGCGACGGAGAACGCCAUCACCAAGGUGAACCCAUCCGAGCCCAAGCGCGCCAUGUUCCACUGCCAUUACUGCAGCAAGGACAUCAGCGCGGUGGUUCGGAUCAAGUGCGCGGUGUGCGCGGACUGCACGCUGUGCGUCGAGUGCUUCUCCGUCGGGGUGGAGCCCCACCCGCACGAAGCAUCGCACGCGUACCACGUCAUCGACAACCUCUCCUUCCCGCUGUUCACCAUGGACUGGGGCGCCGACGAAGAGAUCCUGCUGCUCGAGGCGAUCGAGAUUUACGGCCUCGGCAACUGGACCGAGGUUGCGGAGCAUGUGGGCACCAAGACCAAGCUCCAGUGCCACCAGCACUACUUCGACUGCUACGUCAACUCGGAGACUACCCCUCUGCCCGACAUGUCCAAGAUUCUGGGGCCCAAGUACACGAAGGAGGAGCCCAACGAGGAGCCCAAGGCGAAGAAGGUCAAGGCGGAGGAUGGCGACGCCGACGACGACGCGGCCGAGAGGGCGGACACGCUCGCGUCGUUCGCGCGGCCCGGGGACGAGCGGCAUUGGGGUAACGUGCCGGAGCUGACGGGAUACAACGUGAAGAGGAACGAGUUCGACCCGGAGUACGACAUCGAGGCGGAGCUCCCUCUGGCGGAGAUGGAGUUUCGAGACACCGACACCGAGCUGGACCGAAAGCUCAAGAUUCGCAUGCUCGAGAUCUACAACAAGAGGCUGGAGGAACGGAUCCGGCGUAAGGAGUUCAUCAUCGACCGCGGGUUGCUGAACGUCAAACGACAGCAGGCGCUGGAGCGCAAGCGCACGCCGCAGGAGCGGGACAUCCACGGCGCGGUGCGGGUGUUUGCCAGGUUUCUCGACCCCAACGAGUACGAGAUCAUGCUCGAGGGUUUCAUGGCGGAGAGCCGCAUCAGGAACCGAAUCGCGGAGCUGAAGGAGUACAGGCGCAACGGAAUCCACACACUGAGCGAAGGGGAAGUCUACGAUGCCGAGAAGCGUCAUCGCAUGGCCGAGAUUGCGCGCAUCAAGGCGAUUGAGUACCCCGGCAGGGGCGGGUCGAGGGCGAACAGGUACCUCGGCCGCGACGGGUUCGUGCAGGCGCCCGCGGGAGACGCCGCGCCCAAGGAGCUCCAAAAGCUGACCGGCAUCGCGGCGGGCGGCGGCGGGAGCGGUGCGCUGACUUCACUGGGCGGUACCGCGAGAAAGAAGGCGCCGCUGCCGCUGGAUCUCACGCACCUCCCCGGUGUGGAGCUGCUGAGCAAACGCGAGAAGGAGCUCUGCGUGGCAAACAGGCUGCUGCCGGUGCACUACCUGUCCAUUAAGGAGGCGCUGAUGCGCGCGAGCGCGAACGGUCAGGUGCUGAAGCGAUCGGAGGUGAGGCACAUGUUCAAGGUUGAGCCCAUCAAGGCUGUGAGGGUGUUUGAACUGCUGCUGCAACACGGAUGGGUGAAGGACCCGAACGAGACUGAAGGUUAG
Messenger RNA from Micromonas commoda, 1482 nucleotides. RefSeq names its product histone acetyltransferase complex component. Gene Ontology annotation, molecular function: protein binding; chromatin binding; zinc ion binding. Gene Ontology annotation, biological process: chromatin remodeling; regulation of transcription by RNA polymerase II. The record is from RefSeq and is a predicted model, not a curated record. Bases 1 to 1482 code for a protein of 493 amino acids. Lineage: Eukaryota; Viridiplantae; Chlorophyta; Mamiellophyceae; Mamiellales; Mamiellaceae. The transcript has a single exon. Gene Ontology annotation, cellular component: nucleus.